GUUUAGUUAGCGGAGCGAGGCAGUGCUUGGAAGGGGGAACUGGAAGCUGGCUGGUGUAAAGUGAGUCACUCGCGUAGUUUGACGGACGAUAUUCGCACGAAUAACAAUAAUUAUCGACUCUCUGGUAAACGGUGUGGAGUGUUUCGCCCGUUGGAGCCAUGAGUUAUCAAAUGACGUCGAAUCAAUCUAGACCCAUGUCGCACGGGAGCUAUCAAGGCCCUGCAGACCUGCCAAUGGGCUCUGCCAAAGAGCAGACUCUCAUGUGGCAACAAAACUCCUAUAUGGGUGACUCUGGUAUCCACUCAGGGGCUGCGACUCAGGCGCAGUCUCUAUCAGGGAAGGAAGAUGACGAUAUAGAGGGAGACCAACUCAUGUUUGACUUGGACCAGGGCUUUGCCCAAGGAUUUACGCAGGACCAAGUCGACGAAAUGAAUCAACAACUGAGCCACACGAGAUCACAGCGUGUACGCGCAGCGAUGUUCCCUGAAACAUUAGAAGAGGGGAUUGAGAUACCAUCUACACAGUAUGAUCCAGCACAACCGACGGCAGUUCAAAGACUGGCAGAACCGAGUCAAAUGUUGAAACAUGCAGUGGUCAACUUGAUCAACUAUCAGGAUGACGCGGAUCUGGCGACUCGUGCGAUUCCGGAGUUGAUUAAGCUCCUCAAUGACGAGGAUCAGGUUAUAGUUUCGCAGGCUGCUAUGAUGGUGCAUCAAUUGUCUAAAAAGGAAGCCUCACGACACGCUAUUAUGAACAGUCCCCAAAUGGUGGCUGCCCUCGUACGAGCAAUCUCAAAUAGCAAUGAUCUUGAAUCAACGAAAGCUGCCGUCGGAACUCUGCACAAUUUGUCUCACCACAGACAAGGACUUCUGGCUAUUUUCAAAAGUGGCGGUAUUCCUGCCCUCGUUAAGCUGUUGAGUUCACCGGUAGAGUCUGUAUUAUUCUACGCCAUAACCACUCUUCACAAUCUGCUGCUUCACCAAGAUGGUUCUAAAAUGGCCGUUCGUCUUGCCGGUGGACUGCAGAAGAUGGUUGCUCUUCUUCAGCGCAACAAUGUAAAAUUUUUGGCCAUCGUAACUGACUGUCUCCAAAUUCUCGCUUACGGUAAUCAAGAAAGCAAGCUGAUCAUCCUCGCUUCUCAGGGACCAAUCGAACUUGUACGAAUUAUGCGCUCUUAUGAGUACGAGAAGCUUUUGUGGACAACCUCCAGAGUCUUGAAGGUGCUGUCGGUGUGCUCCAGUAACAAGCCAGCAAUUGUUGAAGCUGGCGGUAUGCAAGCCUUGGCAAUGCAUCUUGGAAACUCGAGUCCAAGACUCGUUCAAAACUGCUUAUGGACACUUCGAAAUCUCUCUGACGCGGGAACAAAAGUUGACGGACUGGAGGGUCUUCUACAAGGAUUGGUGCAGGUGCUGACUUCAAGUGACGUAAACGUUGUCACAUGCGCAGCCGGUAUUCUGUCAAAUUUGACAUGCAAUAAUCAACGCAACAAGGUCACAGUGUGUCAAGUUGGAGGAGUCGACGCGCUUGUGCGUACUAUUGUCAGUGCUGGUGAUCGCGAGGAGAUAACAGAGCCAGCAGUCUGUGCUCUCCGUCAUCUAACGUCGCGUCACGUAGACGCCGAAAUGGCCCAAAAUUCGGUCCGCUUGAACUACGGCAUUCAGGUCAUAGUCAAGCUCCUGCAUCCUCCUUCGCGCUGGCCGUUGGUCAAGGCUGUUAUUGGCCUUAUUCGAAACCUCGCUUUAUGCCCAGAGAAUCAUGCUCCGUUACGCGAACACGGUGCUAUUCAUCAUCUGGUUAGGCUCCUCAUGCGUGCUUUCCAGGAUACUCAGCGACAGAGAUCGUCAGUGGCUAGUACAGGAAGCCAACAGGCAGCUGGAGCGUAUGCAGAUGGAGUGCGCAUGGAAGAAAUUGUGGAAGGCACAGUUGGAGCCUUGCACAUUCUAGCCAGAGAAUCGCACAACAGAGCGAUCAUUCGAACUCAAACUGUUAUACCGAUAUUCGUCCAGUUGCUGUUCAACGAGAUUGAGAAUAUUCAACGUGUCGCGGCAGGAGUACUUUGCGAAUUGGCGGCGGAUAAGGAAGGGGCUGAAAUGAUUGAACAAGAAGGAGCUACCGCUCCGCUAACUGAGUUACUUCACUCGCGUAACGAAGGCGUCGCAACUUACGCAGCUGCCGUACUUUUCCGCAUGAGUGACGACAAGCCGCAGGAUUACAAGAAACGGCUAUCCAUGGAGCUGACUAAUUCGUUAUUCCGCGAAGACACUAGCCUCUGGAACAACGCUGAUCUCGGAAUGGGUCCAGACUUACAGGACAUGCUUGGUCCAGAUCAAGGCUAUGAUGGUAUGUAUGGACAAGGACCCCCUAGUGUGCACAGCAGUCACGGAGGUCGGGGAUACCAGCCGCAAGGUUAUGACCAGAUACCAAUAGAUUCGAUGCAAGGACUUGAAAUAGGCGGAGGAUCGACGUAUGGCGCAAUGGACACCAUGGACGUUGCUCAAGAUGGUGAUCUGAGCUUUGAUCACCUUGAAGAACUUCCCGCACCUCCACAAGACAACAAUCAGGUUGCUGCAUGGUACGACACUGAUCUCUAGACCGUGUUGCAGUCAUCAUCGACCGACCUCCGUAAUACGAAAUUUAAAUUAUGAGGUUUUGUUUUCUUUCUUAACUUUUGAAUCAAGGACAUUCAUAUAAAUUGAAUUUAAAUUAAAUAAAUCGAUGCUUUUACUUGCAUUUCAAUUAUACAUAAAUAUAUUUGAUCAGCGUUAACGGAGAUGUUUCUCAGUCGUGAACUGAGAACGCGCAGUCACGCGUUCCAAAUGAUUUUUAAAAGCUCAGAAAAUCUGCAUGUGAAAAUAUGACUUUCUAGAUUAGUAAUUAUUUACUAGAUAUGUAUCUAUAGAUAAAA
Diprion similis is the source of this 2905-nucleotide messenger RNA. Its product is annotated as armadillo segment polarity protein. Gene Ontology annotation, biological process: cell adhesion; positive regulation of transcription by RNA polymerase II. Gene Ontology annotation, molecular function: cadherin binding; protein phosphatase binding; transcription coactivator activity. The coding region runs from base 159 to 2591 and encodes 810 amino acids. NCBI's taxonomy places the organism in Eukaryota, Metazoa, Arthropoda, Insecta, Hymenoptera, Diprionidae. Gene Ontology annotation, cellular component: adherens junction; catenin complex. The record is from RefSeq and is a predicted model, not a curated record. The transcript is spliced from 10 exons.